Aspergillus chevalieri is the source of this 1488-nucleotide messenger RNA. Its product is annotated as arylsulfotransferase family protein. The record is from RefSeq and is a predicted model, not a curated record. Bases 1 to 1488 code for a protein of 495 amino acids. The transcript has a single exon. Lineage: Eukaryota; Fungi; Ascomycota; Eurotiomycetes; Eurotiales; Aspergillaceae.
AUGCGCUGGUCAACCAUCGGCGCCACGCUCUUUUUCUCUCUCUCCGCCUUGGCUAAUGACUGGCCGUAUCUCACCGCCGCCACCGCACCUUUCCGCCCGCCCCGUCUCGAAGUCGAAAAGACCGGCACCACCGACCCCGGCUAUCUCUUCAUCGGUCCUCGUGGGAAUGAGCAGUCUGGCACUGCAGCCCUAAUCUACGAUGAAGAUGGUAACCUCGUGUACCAGGGACCCGAAGAGGUCACCGCCAACUUCAAGGUCCAGCGUCUCUUUAACCAGGACGUUAUUACCUUCUGGGCCGGAGACAUGAUGAAACUGGGCUACGGUUACGGUACCGUGCACAUUCUCGAUAACACCUAUCGCGAAAUCUACACCGUCAGACUGCAGGACGACAUUGUUACUCCCGAUGACCAGCCCCGUGAAUCGUACAUUGACUUGCACGAAAGCCACAUUACGGAGCAGAACACCCUGCUUGUAACCGCGUACAACAUCACCCCGCACGAUCUGACCCCCAUUGGCGGGAACCCGGAUAUGUUCAUGUUGGACGCUAUGUUCUACGAAAUUGACAUCGCCACCAACGAGAUCGUACACUCAUGGAGUGCUGUGGAGCAUCUCGACAAGAUCCCGCUGGAGCAGUCCAAGCAGGGUCUUGGUGAGGAUUUCGGUGUCAAGGAAAAUCCCUGGGAUGCCUACCACAUCAACGCCGUCGAACGCAUGGACGAAGGAUACAUGAUCUCCGUCCGUCACUUCUGGUCCGGUUACUAUGUGCACAACAACGGAAGCGUUAUGUGGCAGCUGAGCGGGGCUUUGGGUGAGGGUGAUUUCGAGCAGGACGAAUCUGCCGGCUUUUCGUGGCAGCACGAUAUCCGCAUCUACAACCACACCGAACAGGGACUUGUCAUGGACCUGUUCAACAACGCCAAUACCCCAACGGAACAGCAGGGUGCCACCACCGGUGUGAGUUUGGCUGUUGACCUGGAGAACCGUACCGUCAAGGCACUCCGUAUUCUUAGCGACUCUGAUGACGUCAUCCACAGUGUCAGUCAGGGUAGCUACCAGCUCCUGAGCCAGGAGUCGCAGCACGUGUUUAUGGGCUACGGCUCCAUCUCCAAGGUCAAGGAGUUUGAUGCCGACAACAACGCUGUCUUCACAGCUCAAUUCGGCGUAGACAACCAGGUUGCGUCGUACCGUGGCUUCAAGUGCCCCUGGAAGGCUACUCCGUUCUGGAAGCCCGCGGUGGUGGUGCAGAGGCCGUCGUCCGACACGGCAGAUGUGUUUAUGAGCUGGAACGGAGCGACGGAGUAUGACAACUGGGCCGUGAUGUCGUUGCCGACUCCGGAUUCCACCGACAGCGAGGUGCUUGCGACGCAGCAACGCACUGGAUUUGAAACGGUCGUGCAUUUGACGGGUGUCAAGAGUGGUGGAUACCUACAGGUUGUGGCACGUCGGGGAGAUGUGCCUCUAGGGACGUCUGAGGUUGUGGGUCUUUAA